AUAUGAUAAUUCGAGGUCGUAGUAGCGACGGCUCGUCGCCUGAAAAGGGUAAAUUUAAACUUUCCAGCAGAGCAGACAGUAGAUCCUGGAGACCUCAGAGCAGAAGCAAAUACGGAAAUAUAAUUGCUUGUUUGGUACAACCGGACAGGACAAAUAUUAUUAUUAUUGUUGUUGUCAUGAGUUUUGGAUCAAUCGUCAGAGAGAAGAGUGUCAUUGAGGGUUGAUCCAGCCCCAACUGACAGACAAGUUACAGAGACACAGAGAGAGAGAGAGAGAGAGAGAGAGAGAGAUUGUUGGGCUGAGUAACAGAAUAGGGGAAGCUGUCUCCUUUCUUCCUUGACAAAGAGAUCAAUCAAGCAAUCUUCAACAACAGGGAGAGGAGAUGGGGAGGCCAAAGUGUUACUUGGACAUCAGCAUUGGAGGGGAGCUGGAGGGGAGGAUAGUGGUGGAGCUCUAUGCGGAUGUCGUCCCCAAGACCGCUGACAACUUCCGAGCUCUCUGCACCGGUGAGAAGGGCAUCGGCCCCAACACCGGCGUCCCUCUCCACUACAAGGGGGUCCGCUUUCACCGAGUCAUUAAGAACUUCAUGGCCCAAGGUGGAGACAUUUCAGCCGGUGAUGGCACUGGGGGAGAAUCAAUCUACGGGUUAAAAUUUGAGGACGAGAACUUCGAGCUGAAGCAUGAGAGGAAAGGGAUGCUAUCGAUGGCCAACUCUGGCCCCAACACGAAUGGGUCCCAGUUCUUCAUCACAACCACUCGAACUUCUCAUCUUGAUGGGAAGCAUGUUGUGUUCGGGAAGGUAAUCAAAGGGAUGGGAGUUGUCCGAUUGAUUGAGCACGUCACUAGCGACGCAGGUGACCAUCCUACGAGGGAUGUUGUAAUUGCUGACUGUGGGGAAUUCCCUGAAGGGACAGAUUACGGGAUCUCAAACUUCUUCGAGGAUGGGGAUAUGCAUCUGGAUUGGCCUGCUGACCUCGAUGAGAGUCCCAGCGAGCUUUUGUGGUGGAUGGAUGUUAUAGACAAUAUUAAGAAAUUUGGGAAUGAGUAUUUCAAGAAGCAAGAUUACAAGAUGGCCCUCAGGAAAUAUCGGAAGGCUUUGCGCUAUCUCGAUAUCUGCUGGGAGAAAGAGGGGAUCGAUGAAGAUAAGAGUUCAGCCUUGAGAAGGACAAAAUCGCAGAUUUUCACAAAUACUGCAGCCUGCAAACUGAAACUUGACGAUCCCAGAGGAGCACUCUUGGACACAGAGUUUGCUAUGCGAGAUGGGGACACUGCAAAGGCAUUGUUUCGACAGGGUCAGGCGCACAUGGCACUUAAUGACAUCGAUGCGGCAGCUGUGAGCUUUUCAAAGGCACUGGAAUUGGAGCCAAAUGACAGUGGAAUAAAAAAAGAGCUUGGCGCGGCUAAGAAGAAGAUUUUUGAGAGACGGGAACGGGAGAAACUGGCAUACAGCAAGAUGUUCCGAUAACAUAUUUGCCAUAAUUUUUUGUGCCUCUCGAAUCCUAGGGCCUGAUCGGAUGAGACGCAAGAAACAACUCUACGAGUUUAAAGAAACGAAGUACGUUCACUUGUUCAAUGUGGGCUAUGAUUGAUGAAAUGCUUCUGAGAAUCCCUUCUGAGAAAAAGCUUUUCCCGAGCAUGGCCUUGUCCUACGCGACAAAUCAUAUUCAGCUUCAGAAGUAACAUCACUAGAGUUUUCGCACUUGAGUUUUGCAAGGUAAAAAGAAAGGGUAUUUCCUUCAUUGUCGUAAUGUUACAUUGGUUGAAUUGGUGAGUAAGAUGUCAGGGGCGUGUUGUGAAGUCCACAAGCGCAUAAGACUUGAAGGAAAUGAAUCAGAGUCCUAAAGGAAAGUUGAUUUGCUUGCAUUAGGCAACA
Messenger RNA from Punica granatum (pomegranate), 1873 nucleotides. NCBI's taxonomy places the organism in Eukaryota, Viridiplantae, Streptophyta, Magnoliopsida, Myrtales, Lythraceae. The record is from RefSeq and is a predicted model, not a curated record.